Messenger RNA from Notolabrus celidotus (New Zealand spotty), 1989 nucleotides. RefSeq names its product T-box-containing protein TBX6L-like. Gene Ontology annotation, molecular function: DNA-binding transcription factor activity, RNA polymerase II-specific; RNA polymerase II cis-regulatory region sequence-specific DNA binding. Gene Ontology annotation, biological process: heart morphogenesis; positive regulation of DNA-templated transcription; pattern specification process. The transcript is spliced from 10 exons. Gene Ontology annotation, cellular component: nucleus. Lineage: Eukaryota; Metazoa; Chordata; Actinopteri; Labriformes; Labridae. Bases 206 to 1339 code for a protein of 377 amino acids. The record is from RefSeq and is a predicted model, not a curated record.
CAAAAAUUGAAAGGAAGAACUGAGACUGCGAGUAAAAGCAGCCCCACCCUCUCUGUGAUGACCAAUCAAGGUCAAGGCGCAGGGGUUCCUCUGUCUCCAAGGAUAGAGACCCCUGAUGUGUUUGAGUUUAGUAGUGGAGUACCUGAAAGCAGCACUUCACCUCAGACCCUCUGUGUUGGCGGUCGAAUAAGGAGGACAAAGAAAUAUGCAACACGUCUCAGACUCCAAACCGAAGCUAAACAUGUCUCCUCCAGCAGCUGACUCAUACCAGCAGGGCAGCAUCAGGAUGACGCUGGAGAACACUGAUCUCUGGAAAUCUUUUGACAAAAUCGGAACAGAGAUGAUAAUAACAAAGCAUGGAAGGAGAAUGUUUCCUCACUGCAGCAUCAGUGUCUCCGGGCUCCACCCUUUUGCCAACUAUGUCAUCAUGGUGGACAUGGUUCCUGUAGACAGCUUCAAAUACAAGUGGAAGAAGGAGCAGUGGGAGAUUGCAGGGAAGGCAGAGCCCCAGCCCCCCUGUCGGACAUAUGUGCAUCCUGACUCCCCUGCCCCAGGAAGCCACUGGAUGAAGCAGUCUUUGUCUUUUCUUAAGAUGAAGCUCACCAAUAACACCUUGGACCAGCAUGGCCAUAUCAUCCUGCACUCCAUGCAUCGCUACUACCCCAGAUUCCACAUCACCCAGGCAGACAGUCCUUACACAGUACGCUGGGGCCCAUUUCAGACCUUCUCCUUCCCAGAGACAGUCUUCACUGCAGUCACCGCUUACCAAAACUCAAAGAUAACCAAAUUGAAAAUUGACCACAACCCUUUUGCAAAGGGAUUCAGGGAGGGAGGAACCCACUCCCACAGUAAAAGGUGUCGCUCAAAUGGAAGCCCUGCAGCAAAAAGAGCCAUGCUGGAGAGAAAUGCCCCGCCCAGCAGUCCUCCAUGCCUGCAGAGGAUGCCCUCCACCUCUCAUUCAGAGCAUGCAGAGAAGAGCCAGGCAUCCACACAUCCGUCAGUGAAGGGUGGUAACCCUUCAGGCUGGGCUCUGGAACAGGACCCCACGGAGAGUCUCCACACUGAGCUCCUGGACCUGCAUGAGAACGACUACAGCUUUGAGGAGCAGAUGGUGCCUGCCUCUGUGCCAUAUCAACCAUACAGAUCUGUGGACUACCCCAGAUAUCUACUGCCUUCCAAUGACAUAGAUGUAGCCCACACCCCUGUCCCCCCUCCGUCCCAUCCACUCGCCAUACCUGAACACAACAGCCAACAACAUACCUACUACAACCAUCCUUACCAACACAACCAUGUGGCAGACUGGAGUCAGUACCCUCUCUUCUCCUACUCCUGCUGGUGACCUUUGACCCUAUGCAAUGUGUGAAUCUACAUCAACAUUGGAGCAUGAUGUUCCUACACAUGGUGGACCAGCAACUGACGGAGAUGGGACUCCAGUAGUUUGUAUUAAAAGUGUAUAAUUGUGUACAAAGUAUACUUGAAUACCUGAAUGCUUUUAUUGUAUUUGGAGGGUUGUUCCACUGGAAUUAAUAUGUUGUGUUAUUUCAUACACACACAUGCUAGUUCAGUUCGAGUUGGCCCAGUUGUGUGUCUUUAAAUAGGUGAAGUAUGAGUUUUCAGACAUGCAUCCAGUCAACUGGGAAAUAAACGUGAUAUUAAAUCUGCAGGUAUGAUUAAAAGAUCCCCAUAUAUAGACUGUACUAGACCUUUAAUAAGACUGAAAGUAUCAUAUGUGGUUUCCUCUUUCAUUGAUUUUGUCUUCAUAUAUGGCUGACAGCUGAAAUUGCUUUAAUGCACAUGAUGGUAAUAAGAAUUUAUUUUAAUUACACGGCAGACUGUGUGAGAUAUAUAGUUUCUGAGUCAUAUCAGAGGAGUCAUACUUUGUUGCAAUCAGUACCUGCAUUAUAUGUGACAGAGUUGUAUAUUGGUAUUAAGUUUUAUGACAAUAAAUGGAGAAUGUGAUAAAUAAAUCUGAAGUGUUAUAUAAACCAG